UCUGAGAAUGGAGAGGAGAAAAUGGAGAGGAGAGGAGGGCGGAUGAGAUUUACACGAGAUGGAGAAAAUUGAGGGCGCUGGAUUGCGUGGCCUGGAAGGCUGGGGUAGUUACCAGCUUCAAAAACCAGUUGGCAAAAUCUGAAAGUGUUGCUGGAGGAACUGGGAACAUAUUCAAGAGGCGAUGCACUCGUGGGGCAGCAUCGACCAACAGCUCAGAGAGCCUCGGAGCGGCCUAGGCCUUGGGAAGGGCCGUGACUCUAACCCGGGCCGCUCGGAACCACCCAGGGAGCAGCAGUUCUUGCCGCGGCCGCCGCGCGCGGAGCCUAGAACACACCACACGAGCCGCCCCCGCCCCACAGCCCUGACGCCCACGCGGAGCCAGACCCGCGCGCGCGCGCGCCCCGGUCACCCCCGCGCCUGCGCGCUGCCCAGGCCCUGCCCGAGUGUGGGGGCGCCCGCGGCCCCGGGGGGGUGGGGGAAGUAGGGGGCAAAAAAACAGAACGCGGACCAGGGCCAGGGUUGCCCACCCCCUGCCACAAUGGCGUCUGGGGUGGAAGUCCUGCGCUUCCAGCUGCCUGGCCACGAGGCCGCUACACUGAGGAACAUGAACCAGCUCCGAGCAGAGGAGCGGUUCUGCGACGUGACCAUUGUGGCCGACAGCCUCAAGUUCCGCGGCCACAAGGUCAUCCUGGCUGCCUGCUCCCCUUUCCUGCGGGACCAGUUCCUGCUGAACCCCAGCUCUGAGCUGCAGGUCUCACUGAUGCACAGUGCACGCAUAGUGGCCGACCUGCUCCUCUCCUGUUACACGGGUGCCCUGGAAUUCGCCGUCAGAGACAUCGUCAACUACCUGACCGCAGCCUCCUACCUGCAAAUGGAGCACGUGGUGGAGAAAUGCCGGAAUGCCCUCAGCCAGUUCAUCGAACCAAAAAUAGGCCUCAAAGAGGAUGGGGUCAGCGAUACCAGCCUUGUGAGCAGUGUCAGUGCCACCAAAUCCCUACUCCCUCCUUCCAGGACCCCAAAGCCAGCCCCCAAACCCCCACCCCCACCCCCUCUACCCCCUCCGCUCCUGCGGCCUGUGAAGCUGGAGUUCCCGUUGGAUGAGGAUCUGGAGCUAAAGGCCGAAGAGGAGGAUGAAGACGAGGAUGAGGAUGUGUCUGAUAUCUGCAUUGUGAAGGUGGAGUCUGCCCUGGAGGUGGCACACCGGCUCAAACCUCCCGGAAGUCUGGGAGGAGGCCUGGGCAUCGGAAGCUCGGUGGGCAGCCACCUGGGGGAGCUGGCCCAGAGCAGCCUGCCCCCCAGCACCGUGGCCCCACCACAGGGUGUGGUGAAAGCUUGCUAUAGCCUGUCCGAGGAUGCGGAAGGGGAGGGCCUGCUGUUGAUCCCUGGAGGCCGGGCCAGCGUGGGGGCCACCUCGGGCCUGGUGGAGGCAGCAGCAGUGGCCAUGGCUGCCCGGGGGGCGGGGGGCAGCCUGGGAGGGGGGAGCAGCCGGGGUCCCCUGCCUGGGGGCUUCUCCAGUGGUAACUCUCUAAAGAACAUCAAGUGCACCAAGUGCCCAGAGGUAUUCCAGGGCGUGGAGAAGCUGGUCUUCCACAUGCGGGCGCAGCACUUCAUCUUCAUGUGUCCGCGCUGCGGCAAGCAGUUCAACCACAGCAGCAACCUCAACCGCCACAUGAACGUGCACCGGGGUGUCAAGUCUCACUCUUGUGGCAUCUGCGGCAAGUGUUUCACACAGAAGUCCACGCUGCACGACCACCUCAACCUGCACUCAGGAGCAAGGCCCUAUCGCUGCUCCUACUGCGAUGUGCGCUUUGCUCACAAGCCUGCCAUUAGGCGACACCUCAAAGAGCAGCAUGGCAAGACCACUGCCGAGAACGUGCUGGAGGCCAGCGUGGCCGAGAUCAACGUCCUCAUCCGCUAGCACUGGCCCGGCAGGCCUGGGUCCUUGAGCUGGGUGAGAAAGGGGUUCCUUGGCCCAGGAGAAUAGGGGGUUGGGGAUCAGAGAGGACAGAUAUGGUGGGGAACUUAAGCAGACACACACACCCUGAGGGGCCCAAGAUUUCUUGAGAGAAGAUCCUGCCUCUUCAGAAGAAAAGGAUGGAGAGGGAGAGGGUUCUUUGGGAAGGCCAAGGGAAUAUAGGGUCCCAGAGAGAUCGUAUUAAAGAUACAUGGAUAUGUGGAGAGAGGGAAAGGGUCCUACAAAAUGAGGCAAAACAACUGGAAAAUGUUUUAUUCCUAGCUAAGCCUGCCCAGGGAGAGGUCUGACAUUUCUUGAGGUAGUGUUGGGUGGGUGGGAAUUGGGAGGGAAUUUGGCAGGAAUUUUUUACAUGCUCCAGCUUAGAAUAGAUGCUUGGGAGAGGGACUGGUAGUGGGAAGGAUUAUUGAAUCCCAGAAAGGAAGGGAGGGCAGGUCUUGCAUGUGGGGGGAAUGGGGCUGUGGGUACAAGGCUCACCAAAAUUCUAGGGAGAACAAGGUGGCAGGUAAGAGAUCAUGGGGGUGAGCAUACUGGAUAGAUAAUGGGAAGUGGGAUACAAUAAUAGCAAGAACAGGGAAUGGGGGUGGGGGUAGGGCAUUUAGAUGAAAGGACACGAGAAGGGCUGUUUAGGGGGAGGGAGAGGAGAGUUAUACAGUAUUUUUUUUAAAAAGCAUAUUUUUUAGGAUUUUUUCUGGAGUUUGGGGUUUUAGGGUUUUGUGGGGGUUUUGUUU
Messenger RNA from Phyllostomus hastatus (greater spear-nosed bat), 2703 nucleotides. RefSeq names its product zinc finger and BTB domain containing 12 (gene ZBTB12). Gene Ontology annotation, molecular function: protein binding; DNA-binding transcription factor activity, RNA polymerase II-specific; RNA polymerase II cis-regulatory region sequence-specific DNA binding. The coding region runs from base 539 to 1918 and encodes 459 amino acids. Gene Ontology annotation, biological process: regulation of transcription by RNA polymerase II. The transcript is spliced from 3 exons. The record is from RefSeq and is a predicted model, not a curated record. Lineage: Eukaryota; Metazoa; Chordata; Mammalia; Chiroptera; Phyllostomidae.